UACAGAACGGGAAAAGUGAAACGGCUUUUUCCCGCAUAGUAAAUAUCACUAUGUACAGUACUUAAUUGUGUCUGCAUAUCCCUCAAGCACUGCUGUGUUCGUUCAGUGCCGAGCCUCUGGCCGGCUCUGAUCGCGCUGGGCCCGGCAGGCCAGGGCGCGCGCGCACGAUCAUCGGAAUAUGGCGGCGCCCAUGAAAUAGGUUACUCUGUAAACAAACAACAAAGUUAGCAAUGGUUGGCGAACCAUCGGGAUUUUACACACAACUAAGAAGGAGACAUUGAGAAAAAUACUACUAAUCGGAAGAGACGCAGGUUCCAAGUUUCUGUGUCAGAACUAAUUGAUCUGUCAUCUCUCCUGAAUGUUCAACUUCGUCUGUCGACGGAACCUGAGCAGUAAAUUAAAGACAGAGGCAGCUGCCAAGGGAUGGAGAGGAAAGCUGCGAGGGGUGGCAGUUGUGGCAACUGUUGGAAUAGGGGGAGGGAUCAUUUUAUAUCGUGAGUGGCUCCGACUAGACCGAGCGCUCAACUACAAAAUGGAUCCAUCAAUUCCAGACCAGCGGCAUACCUACAUCUACAUCACUCCAACUCCCCCUGCAGAUGACUUGGUUGCUCAAAUGAGGAGUAAAGUGAAAUGGAGACUUUCAAUCCUGGAGCACUUUCUUGAAGACAAACACCCCGAUGUCCUUUCCAAGUUGCCCCUGGACCGGACAAAUGAUGACCCCUGGCGUUUACUCAAGAGGGCCCAGUUUGAUAACCCCCAACGCAGACGGACAGCAGUGGCCAAAUUGGCCAAGAAACAUCACUGGAUCGAUGCCGAGUAUAGAGCCAUUGCACAGGCAUGUGAUCAGAGGACUCUGAUUGGUCUAGCCAGGUCAGCUGAUGUGGAUGCCAGGUUCUUUCUGGCCCCGCCCUCUCUGGAGGACUCCAAGGAAAGCAGAGAGGAAGGAUUUAAGAGGCUCUUAGGAGCUCUACCAAGGGACAGAAUUGACAGAUGCACUGAGUUCUUCACUCUGAGAGCCAUGGCAGAGGGCAAAACAGUCCAGGCCCACGAUCAGAGCGGGAUGCUGUCUUUUGGCGGGAACACCCUGACCUUUGUCACCGGUCUGAGCAAGAUCCCCGAGGAGGCCAGGGAGGCAGUCAAUCUGCAGGCCCUGGUCAGUCACUCCGAGGUCCCAAGCCACUGUGAGGAGAUAGUGAAGCUGGGAGGCCUGCAGCUGCUGAUGAAGCUGUGCAUGUCCAAGGCAGCAGUGGGCAGCCUCAAGGUGCAGUGCUACAUCGCUCGCAUCCUGGCCAACAUGGCGCUCAAUGAGCACCUGCACAUCAAGAUUGUUCAGGCAGGCUGGGUCACCGUUCUUGCCUCGUGGAUGAAGUCCAAUUAUAUCCCCCUUGCGGCUCACGCUGCCAGGGCUCUGAUCAAUCUUGACCGUGAUGGUGCGACAGAGAAGCUAGAUGACGGUAUUUUCCUCCUGCAUCCCCAAACCAGAACGAGGCAAGUGCUGGAGGCCGAUGUGGUCUUUGUGCACGGGCUCCUGGGAGGAGCUUUCAAGACGUGGCGGCAGCAGGACAAGGCCAACAAGGAAACCAAAGAGCCCCAGCGUGAAGAGGCAAAGGAAGAUGAGAUGAGCCCGGCCGAUGAGAAAUGGACAGACUGCUGGCCAAAGACCUGGUUGGCCAAGGACUGCCCCCACAUGCGCGUACUGACCAUCUCUUAUGACACCCACAUGUCAGAGUGGUCCGCCAAGUGCCCCUUUGAGAGUGAAAAACGCUCACUUGCCAAUCGUUCGACAGAGAUACUGAAUAAAUUACAUCGCGCAGGUGUGGGCCAAAGACCAAUCAUUUGGGUGUCGCACUCCAUGGGAGGACUUCUGGUGAAACAGAUGCUUUUGGAUGCCUGCGAGCGGUCGGAACUUCAGGAGGUUGCCGACCAAACACAUGGUGUGGUGUUCUUCAGCACGCCCCACCAUGGCUCUGCGCUGGCCGCGGCAUCGCAGCAGGCCAAGCUCCUUAUAUACCCAUCAGUGGAAGUCAAGGAACUAAUCCAAGAUUCCCCGUCCCUGAAGAAUCUCCAUGGGCGUUUCCGGGCGUUUGUGCAGUCCAGACGUCUGCCUGUACUCAGCUUUGGUGAAACCAAGCCCAUGAGUAUCGGGCUGGGAGUCAAGACUGUGGUGGUGCCUGUCGAAUCCUCACAUCCUGGAUACGGUGAGUAUCACUCCCUGGACGUCAACCACCUGGAGAUUUGCAAGCCGCCCAGCCAACGCUCCCUGCUCUACCAGCUGACCCUGCGGUUCAUCAACCACGCCGUGCCCCGUUCGCUGCCCCAUGUGUUGUCCGAGAGACUGCGGGAGGAUCUGGAUGGGGAGGACACAGCCGAAGUCUUCUAUCCGUUGGGCAUGAGCUUUGGGGAAUAGCAGGGCAGUGGCCUAGUUCAUUUCCAAGCCCCCAAUUAAGUUUAAAUGUAGCCAUCAGGAAUAGACCAAAGUACCACGACAAAGUUGGCUGAGUUCCUCAUGUAAGAAGGGAAAACAAGUACUUGGGCACACAGGUGACACGGAUAAACACGAAAUAUGCAGAUAUUUGUAAAAGUACUCAACCUCAGUACUCGGACUCAGAGUCUGUUUGCAAAUUCUCAUGACAUUUCUGGUACACCUGUUUACUCGAGUUCAGUCUUGUAAUUGGAAGCAACUUGAAUAGCCUGAACGCUUUCUGUUCUAAAGACCUUCAUCCUGAUGCUGCCAUGUUUGUCUUGUUUCCUGUAGCCCCUUGAGCAAUAAUAAUACAACUUCAAAUUUUGAUGAAAGGGAACAGACUAAUUUUCCUUCCAGCCUCAGGUUGGUCACAUUACUUUGAAUGGAAAACAAGCAAGAUGGUCCAUGAAGUUUAUACCCACUUUACCACUUAUAUUUCAUAUUCUUGUUGAAUUGAAAAAAAGGAGUGAACUCUGGCAAAGAAAGCAAGCAUAUUUUGUUUGACGUAUCUGAUGAUGAGUUGUGUGGGUUCAUGCCUGUAGGUGUCAAUUUAAGAUCCACAUGAUGGGAAAAGGCCACUUUCCUGUCAGAAUGAGAAACUUGUGGAUUUCAUGAGCAGUUGUAUCUAGUUCGUGCUAAGUAGGAGACAUUGUUUGGUGUAUUUUUUGUGCUAAGCAAAAAAAAUCCACUGGCAACUAUAAUCACAGGGUGGGGAGGGGAAGGAGGCACUUGUCGACCCCCCUCUCCCAAUUUAUUUUUGGAAAAGAGGAAGGAGAAACAAACAAAUGGAAAAACGCGAGGGAAAGGGGGUGAAAAUCACCAAUGUGUUUGAAAGUACCUUGGAAUUUACUCCUGCCAUUUACAAUUUGUCAGAUCACUGCAAAGUGUCCCCUCCCCCAAAAAAUAAACAAACUCAUGGUGAUGCCCCUGUUUUGUUGUCAAAAACAUGGUUGUAGUCGAGACAAUUACAAGACCCAAUAAGACCAUCAAAGACCAACACUAGACCCCAAGCCCGAAUUCAAGUCACAAGCCAUUUAAACAAACUGCAACAAAAGCUUCCCUUUGUCAUUGUUCACCCUGUUACUUGUGACGGGUCUUGUGACGGGUCUUACACUUGGUCUUGUCUGUGGUCAGGUGAAAUGUCGUGAUGGUCUUGACUGGUUAACACUGGUCUUGCCAAUAGAUUUGUGUUCGUUGUGCACCAUCAUAUCUCAGAUUUUUAUAUUGACUUUUUACUUUGGUUGAAGUAUGUCCCAUUGCAUGUUUGAGUAAUGGUUGAGCUCUUUAUUUACCUAUUGUCAUUUCCUUUCACUGCAGCUGGUGAUAAACAUUUAACCACUUGCUGCCGGGGACUCCAGUUUUGCGCACCGUGUGUUUAUACGCGUGGCCGGGGUCUCCGAAAUCGGACAAAGGGAACUGGGCCUUGUGACAAACCACCCAGCAGCAAGUGGUUAAAGUAGCUUGUCUUUUAAGGCCUUAAACAUUAAAGAAACUUUUAGUACACUUGUAUGCUUGCCAGUAGGAAGGCUGGAGACUGGUUUGCGAAGAGGUUUUAUGUAUUCAGUAUGAAACUGUUUUCAGUUGUCAUUAAUCUAAUCUAAAUUAUUUAAUUUGUAAUAUACAGAGAGAUGAAAGAAGAAAAUUGUCAUGUGCAUAAAUCACGUGUAUGGUAGGAUGUAACAGGCUGAACAAGCAGGGGAGAGGCUUUCAUAAGGAUGGUCCAAUUCGUUUACUCUAACCUCCUCAACCCACAAUUCUGUAGGCAGUUUUGGAGGAUUUGGGAGGAUUUAAGCUUAAUCACCAAGAGAGUGGCUGAUCGUGAAGGGUAUGUUGUGUUAAGGUCCUGGGCUAGACCUUGUGCUGUGUAUGCCGAGCCACGCAUUAAUUCAGACCUAGACUACAUGCGACAUCAUCCACGCUGCUCAAGGAUACCACUUGCACAAUAACAUGACAGGAAUUGCAGGAAGACUUUGAAGGAUCAAGGCAGUGGUCACCCCUCCAAGAAAACGUUCAGGAAAAUGACAGGAUUUUGGAGGAUUGAGACUGUAUCUAAAUUUUCCAUGGAUGCAAUGGGAGGAUUUUGAAGGACUGAGGAUGGAUGCAUCCAAGCCAAAAUUGUCUUUGGCAAUAGGUUUAAACGUAUUCAGUUCCGGAAAAGGAGCACUCCUCUGUAUUGUUUAUUAGAAUGUUGAGCACAAGGCUGUUCAAUGUGUUCACGGAAUAAAGACAGCCACCACAUUUUAACACCAAAUUUUCAGUCAUCGCCGUUGAUGUUAUAGUUGUUAAUGUUCCUAAGUUUAUUUUUCUUUCCUAGUGGAAAUACAAUUCACAGAUGCAUGUACACUUUGGUGCUCUAUCAAAUAUAAAUAAAAGUUGAUAUUUAUUUUGUAAAAAUGAACACAAUUCUGAAUUCUGAUGCAUGAUCCAAAUUAAAACAAACCAAAGUUUUAACAAA
This is a messenger RNA of Acanthaster planci (crown-of-thorns starfish), 4919 nucleotides long. RefSeq names its product serine active site containing 1 (gene serac1). Lineage: Eukaryota; Metazoa; Echinodermata; Asteroidea; Valvatida; Acanthasteridae. The record is from RefSeq and is a predicted model, not a curated record.